CGGCUUCCAUGAGAGAGCAGUUGGGCUGCAGGGUGGCAAAGGCAGCGAUGAGCCAGAAAUCCCCCCUCCAGCCCAUAGGGAAUCUGGGCCCUGGGGAAUGGACCUAUAGGCUCUCCCAGCUCUCUUCUCCCCUCCUUCCAUCACACUGUGAUCUGGAAGGAUGAUAGGGGGCAGGGGACAGAGAGAGCCUGAGGUGCCAGCACGUGGCUGGGUGAGCUCUCGUCUUCCCCCACCCCACACACAGCACCUGAUGCUCACCUGGAAUAACCCCAGCACAGAGAGGAUCCAGAUGUCAGCCCAGCUAAUAAACACAUCAGAUUUCAAUCUCGGCAGCCAUGGGAUCAUUUUCUCCUCCCCACGUUUCUAACCCUGAAAGCAAUUUGCCUUCCAACCAGCGCAGCCUUCUCCCUGCCUGUGGGACCUCGGUGCUUUGCAAAGCCCUUUAGAGGAUGCGACACCGAUGUCCCCCAUUGUGCUGUGGUGGCAGCAGGGACUGUGACCCAACACAUGUGAUGGCUUUAGGAAGAUCCCAGCAUGGGGCUCGUGGCAGCUUGGUGUCCUCGCAGAGCAUCCUCACGGCACGGAGCAGCCAGAGCGCAUACAUCCCAGUAUUGGUUACCUGCCAUCUUAUCUGCGCUCCGAAAGACAAAGGCACAGUUAAAACAUUUUAGAGCAGCCUUCAUAGUGUAUUAACAUGUUAUCUAACCCAUUAAACCAGAGCCUUAUCAGAUAAUCAAAGCCAUUAAGCCCUGAAGCCGCUGCGACUUUGGAUGCGGGGAUGGGAAGCGCUCCUUCCUCUCUGCUGCACCACGGUGUGCCCAGACCCCCAGCACUGGCACGGAUGGGGAUGGGGAUGGAUGGGGACGGGACCGACUGACUCCAUCCUUCUCCUUGCAGAUGAACUGGAGCUGGUGGUGCAGGAUGGGGAGAGUCGGGUGCGAGCCCGACAGAGCCUCCCUGAAGGCUUCUCUUGGGGACCCUUCCAGGGCAGCAUCCACAGUGAGCCAGCAUCACCAGGACACGGCGAGGCGCAGAGCCCACCCGUGACGCUGGUGCUGGGGGAUGAGAGCUGCUGGCUGUCCCGCCUGCCCCUGGUGCCCGGAGAGCCCGAUGCCAACGCUGUCAUCUACAGGAAGGAUGAUGCCGUGUGGUGCAGGACCACACGUGCCGUGCAGGAGGAUGAGCCAAUGUGCGCCUUCGUGGUGGCUGAGCCAGCUGCCAUCCCCAGGCAGACAGUGAAGGCAGAGCCUGGAGACUCACCCUACCCGGCUGCGCUGCACUCCGACAUCCAGCUGCUGCCCCAGCAGGCGGGCAUGGCUGCCAUCCUGGCCACUGCCGUGGUGAACAAGGAUGUCUUCCCAUGCAAGGACUGCGGGAUCUGGUACCGGAGCGAGCGCAACUUGCAAGCCCACCUGAUGUACUACUGUGCCAGCCGGCAGAGCGCGGGCUCACCUGCUGUGGAUGAGAAGCCCAAGGAGACGUACCCAAACGAGCGUGUCUGCCCCUUCCCCCAGUGCAAGAAGAGCUGCCCCAGUGCCAGCUCCUUGGAAAUCCACAUGCGGAGCCACAGCGGGGAGCGUCCAUUUGUCUGUCUGAUCUGCCUGUCUGCCUUCACCACCAAAGCCAACUGCGAACGUCACUUGAAGGUGCACACGGACACCCUCAACGGGGUCUGCCACAGCUGCGGCUUCAUCUCCACCACACGGGACAUCCUCUACAGCCACUUGGUCACCAACCACAUGAUCUGCCAGCCGGGCUCCAAGGGAGAGGUGUACUCACCAGGGCCAGCACUGCCAGCUGCCAAACCCCUCACCCCUGGGUUGAGCCAGCCGAACAAUGCACCUGUGCUGAAGUGCAGCCUGCCUGCCUUCAUACCCGAGGGGCUGCCAGCCCUGCCACAGCACGUGGUGCUGCACGGCCCCCUACCCACCGUUCUGCCCGGCCCAGAUGCCACCCCACAGCCCGCAUCACCCUCGGAUACCACCACAGGACCCACAUCCUGUGAGGCGCAGAAUGGUGAAGCCCCAAGAGAAGGUCAGUCCUCCUCCUCCGGCGAGCCCAUCCGCAUCAAGGAGGAGCCAGCUGACAGCCCGGCUGGGAGUGAGGCGGAGGAACCCAAAAGCGGGGAGGCCGCUGCUAGCCCCAGCUCAGAGCCAGAGCCCAGCUCCCGGACUUCAUCCCCCCGUAGCCUUCCCCCAGGGAAGGUGAAGUCGGAGCUGGCCAGCCCCACGCCGGGCUCCAGCCCUGUACCCAGCGAGCCAGGCUCAGGCACGGCGGGAGGCACCGUCUUCCUGCCGCAGUACCUGUUUGGCCAUGAGGCUGCAACGGUGGUCCCGCAGGCAUCGGAGAUCCUAGCCAAAAUGUCAGAGCUGGUGCACAGCCGGCUGAAGCAGGGCCAUGGCACGGUGCCACCGGGACUGUUCACCGGAGCACCGGUGCCGAAAGGUGCGACGUGCUUCGAGUGCGAGAUCACCUUCAACAACAUCAACAACUACUACGUGCACAAGCGGCUCUACUGCUCCAGCCGCCACCUGGCCGAGGACAGCCCUCCCGGUGCCCGAAAGCUCAAAGUGCCCCCCGCAACCCCCAAGGGUCCUCCCGUCGCUGGGACGCUGCUGUCUGCUCCGCCGGGUGAAGGGCACAGCGCUCCGUCGGGGGACGGGGAAGUGGGGCGCGCAGCCACACCGCCCACCCAGCUGGAAGAAGGCAAAGCGGUGUCCCCGGGGACGGAAGUGGCAGCAUCAGGGCGGUGCAGCGAGGACAGCCAGAGCCCCGUCAGCUCGGAGGGGGACGAGGACCCCAGCAAGACGCUGUGCGAGGCGUGCAACAUCCGCUUCAGCCGCCACGAGACCUACGCCGUCCACAAGCGCUUCUACUGCGCCUCGCGCCACGACCCGCCGCUGCGCCGACCCGGCCUGCCCAAGGUGCCCUUCAUCCCGCAGCCCCUCCGUACCCGCAAGCGCCGCAAGCUCUACGAGAUCCACGGGGCUGAGCCGCCCCCACAGCCCGACCCUAAAGCCCCUGCGGCCGCCCCUUCGCCCAGCUCCAGCCCCGAUGCUGAGGGCCCCAUCGAUCUGAGCAAGAAGCCGCGGCGGCGCGGCGGAGAGCAGAACGCAGCCACGUUGCUGCCGUUGGCCGACUACCACGAGUGCACGGCGUGCCGCCUCAGCUUUAACAGCCUGGACAGCUAUCUGGCCCACAAGAAGUUCUCCUGCCCUGCCACCCCGCUGCAGCCCGGUGCCAUGGAGCACCUCCAGAAGAUCAAAGGGGCCGUGCCCAAGGGACACCGCGACGGCGAAGGGGACAAAACGGCCCCAACCGGCGCCGCCAAGGCUCUGCCACCCACCUACCCUGCAGUAUCCAUGGGGGAUUUGCGGUACCCUAAAGGUGCCAAAGGGCCGCUUUCUGUCUGCCCCUACUGCCCUCUUAACGGGGCCAUCAAGGGGGACCUCAUUGAGCACUUCCGCCACGUCCAUGGGCUCUUUGUGGCUGCGCAUGGCCUCCCCGACACCCCACGGCCUGGGGGGGGCAGGACGCCCGAGCCCCCCGCCGCCUCACCCCCUCGCCCACCCGCCCCGCGCCUCCGCCGGGACAGCUUCAACGGCAAGGAGGCUCGCGAUGCCCCCCCCAACGGCAGCCCCCGGCCCCCCAUCUCCCCCCGGCCCCCCGCUGACAAGCCACCCACUCCGCCCUCCUAUACAGACCGGGGGGUGCAGACCCCCCCGGCCAAGGCUGCCCCCAGCCCUGUGCCCAACGGCAACCACCGGUACUGUCGCCUGUGCAACAUCAAAUUCAGCAGCUUGUCCACCUUCAUCGCCCACAAGAAGUAUUACUGCUCGUCCCACGCAGCCGAGCACGUCAAGUAAAGGGCCCCCCCCCAGCUCUGAUUGGCAGUUUGGGGUUGGGGGGGCUGUGUGGGAAUGGUGUGGCUUGGGGGGGACACUGGGGGCCGACGUCCCGGUGAUGGAUGUGUAUUUAUAAAGCGACGCGGCACCAUCCUCACUGCAGAUGUGGGGUUGGGUCUCGAUGAUGGACCCCAUGGGGGGCUUCCACAGCCCCUCCUCAUCCCCAGAGCACCACAUCUCUCUGCUCUGGGUGCUGACGUUCACCUCAAGUGGAAGGACCUCAGAGCACGGACCUGAAGCCGUGGUAUGGGGAGAGGGGCUGCCCCCCCCAGCUCUGCAAAGCCCCCUCCAUCUGCCCUACUGCUCCUCCCUACAUAGUGCUGCAGGGAAACUAGGGCGGGGGGGGGCAGACACUACAGGGAAAGGGGGGCACAACCAGGCCCUGGAACAGGAGAGCACUGAAGUUGAGAAUGAAGCAACCCUGGGAACUGUGUGUAUAAGCGUGUACAGAAAAUAAAUAUGUCUAAUUACA
This is a messenger RNA of Centrocercus urophasianus (Greater sage-grouse), 4377 nucleotides long. It is a transcript of the gene ZFPM1, whose product is annotated as zinc finger protein, FOG family member 1. Gene Ontology annotation, molecular function: RNA polymerase II-specific DNA-binding transcription factor binding. The record is from RefSeq and is a predicted model, not a curated record. NCBI's taxonomy places the organism in Eukaryota, Metazoa, Chordata, Aves, Galliformes, Phasianidae. Gene Ontology annotation, cellular component: nucleus. Bases 771 to 3866 code for a protein of 1031 amino acids. The transcript is spliced from 8 exons. Gene Ontology annotation, biological process: megakaryocyte differentiation; negative regulation of transcription by RNA polymerase II; positive regulation of transcription by RNA polymerase II.